Hyaloperonospora brassicae is the source of this 654-nucleotide messenger RNA. NCBI's taxonomy places the organism in Eukaryota, Oomycota, Peronosporomycetes, Peronosporales, Peronosporaceae. The record is from the annotation of a GenBank genome assembly.
AUGAUUCCGGACGGCGACGGCGACGACUUUGACCGCCUGUACGAGCGGCUGGUGGGACGACGCAAGCAGCGAACGCAAGCCAAGCGCGAAGCAGCAGCGGCAUCUGAGAUCUCUGCGGAAGAUGACAAUAGCGUGAAAGAAGAUCAGCUGAACGCUGUGCAACAGAUCGGAGGUCGAAAGAGAGAUCAGCAAGCGCAUAAUGCGCUGGUCUUGGAGACUGCGAAGCGUCUGCGGCUGGCUCGAAACGUUCGGGGGCUUGCGCGAUUGAGUCGUUGCAGCCCCCAUCGUCUCGCCUUUCAGCUCGUUGCUGGUACUGUUUCGGGCAAAGUCUUGUCAGGGGCGCAGAAGUACAGGAGGGAUCGAUGGCAGCUAGCUAGGAUGCCAAGGAGUCAGGAGGAAGUCACUUCUGGCGUAGCGAGGAGCUUGCGCCUGGAACGAGUUGCUGCCAGGCUGUACCUUGAUCGAGCCGAUGACUUUCGGCCUGAUGCAGUGACGACAGUUGAAGGACAUCGUCGCGUUAUUGAUGAGCUUUUGUUCUUCUCGCCGCCAGGUGGAACGUUAUUAUCUCAAAUCGGGUACGCCGAAAGCGAUAAUGCGGUUCCCCUUCCACCACUGCGAGGUGCUGAACGACGCAGCAGUGGGACAUCUACGUGA